Habropoda laboriosa is the source of this 3129-nucleotide messenger RNA. RefSeq names its product metabotropic glutamate receptor 2 (gene Glurb). Gene Ontology annotation, biological process: G protein-coupled receptor signaling pathway. Gene Ontology annotation, cellular component: membrane. Lineage: Eukaryota; Metazoa; Arthropoda; Insecta; Hymenoptera; Apidae. Gene Ontology annotation, molecular function: adenylate cyclase inhibiting G protein-coupled glutamate receptor activity. The record is from RefSeq and is a predicted model, not a curated record. Bases 1 to 3129 code for a protein of 1042 amino acids. The transcript is spliced from 15 exons.
AUGAAGCUUCUGUUAUUACUCGCACUGCUCAGCUGCGUGUGCUCGGCCAACAGCGAGCCGAGCGAACGAUGGAUAUCGAGAUUAGAAGAUGUUCGAUUCGACGAUGACGAUUACACCAAUUACAAGUUGAUCGAUCGUGAAAAAUCGAGCAUCGAAGAGGAGGAAGAAGAAGAAGAAUAUGACGACGAUCAAACGUAUUCGCGAAAGUACGCGAGUUCUUUUCGCUUCGAGAACCCGCUGACUCAUCAUCUGAUCCGGCACGGCAGACGCCAGUUUCGCUCCAUGGACCUGAACAUACCUCCUUCCAAGAAUUGGCCGGUGAAGAAGGAAGCGGUUGUCGAGGGCGAUCUCGUGUUAGGCGGUUUAAUGAUGGUGCACGAGAGGGAGGACACGGUCACGUGUGGACCAGUGAUGCCACAGGGAGGCGUACAAGCCCUCGAAGCGAUGCUCUACACCCUUGACAAGCUGAACGAAGGAGAGGGUAUCGUGCCAGGUGUGAAGAUUGGAGCACACAUACUAGACGACUGCGAUAAGGACACGUACGGGCUCGAGAUGGCGGUGGAUUUCAUAAAAGGAUCGAUAAGCAAUAUAGACGGUGCAGAGUAUCACUGCAAUAAAACUGCAGUGCGAAAAGUUAUCAGUGGAGUCGUUGGAGCGGCUAGCUCGGUCACAUCUAUCCAAGUGGCAAACCUGCUACGACUUUUCCGGAUACCGCAGGUCUCCUUCUUCUCAACCAGCCCGGAACUCUCCAACAAACAACGCUUCGAAUAUUUCACUCGCACUAUACCGAGCGACCACUAUCAAGUAAAAGCUAUGGUGGACAUCGUGUUAAAAAUGGGAUGGAGCUACGUGUCCAUCAUAUACGAGGAGAGCAAUUAUGGGAUAAAGGCGUUCGAGGAAUUGGAGGAGUUAUUAGGAAAGUACGACAUAUGCAUCGCUAUCAAAGAGAAACUGGUGAAGGAUUCUGGCGUCGCGGAGGAAACGGCCUACGACAAUAUUGUUUUGAAAUUAUUAACGAAACCGAGGGCACGCGGCUGCAUAAUAUUCGGCUCGGAUCAAGAAGUUGCCGGAGUUAUGAGAGCAGUUAGACGUUGCAACGCAACCGGUGCAUUUUCGUGGAUCGGCAGCGACGGAUGGAGUGCCAGGGGUUUAGUUAGUAAUGGUAACGAGCCGGAAGUGGAGGGUACUCUAUCGGUUCAACCUCAAGCCAAUCCUGUCAAGGGUUUCGAAGAGUACUUCCUGAAUUUGACCGUGGAGAACAACCGAAGGAAUCCGUGGUUCGUUGAAUUCUGGGAGGACCAUUUCCAGUGUCGAUAUCCAAACGCGUCGAAAACUCCGUACAACCAAAAAUACACGAAACCGUGCACGACGAAGGAACGUUUAACGAAACAGGACACGGCGUUCGAGGAUCAGCUGCAAUUCGUUUCCGACGCGGUCAUGGCGUUCGCCUACGCUUUCCGAGAUAUGCACAAAGAUCUGUGCGGCGGGAAACCAGGACUCUGUGAUUCUAUGAAACCUACCAAGGGUACGGAGUUGUUAAAGUAUCUUAGAAAAGUGGACUUCGAAGGUUUAAGCGGCGACAAGUUCAAGUUCGACAAGAACGGAGACGGACCGGCCCGAUACAAUAUCAUACACUUCAAACAAAUCGAGCCUGGCAAAUACAAGUGGGUUCGGGUUGGUAAAUAUCUGGAGGGUGAAUUACGGUUGAACAGGUCCGAAAUCCAAUUUAAACUUGGACAUCCUCAGCCACCCGAAAGCGUCUGCUCUCUACCAUGUGAAGUCGGCCAGGCAAAGAAAUACGUGGAGGGUGAGAGAUGCUGUUGGCACUGUUUCAACUGCACUCAAUAUCAGAUACGAGAUCCGAAAGACGAGACCCAAUGUAUCGCUUGUCGUCAAGGCACAGUACCAGACGAGACGCAUUCUACUUGCCGUGACAUCCCUGAGGAAUUUCUGCGACCAGAGAGCGGAUGGGCGAUUGGGGCAAUGGCUUUCUCCGCCACAGGCAUUUUUAUAACUAUGUUCGUCUGUGGCGUGUUCCUGAAGCACAACGACACACCUGUGGUUCGUGCAUCUGGCCGCGAGCUGUCCUACGUCUUGCUGUCCGGGAUUCUCCUCUGUUAUCUCGUUACGUUCGCCCUGGUGCUCAGACCAACGGACAUUGUUUGCGGUAUUCAAAGAUUCGCCGCGGGUUUCUGUUUCACCGUUGUCUACGCGGCCCUCCUAACGAAGACAAAUCGAAUAUCGAGGAUCUUCAACGCGAGCAAACACAGCGCCAAGAGACCAUCCUUCAUAUCGCCACGAUCGCAACUGAUCAUUUGUUCCGGCUUGGUGUUCGCGCAAAUCUUAAUUAACGGCGUCUGGAUGGUAAUCGACCCGGCGAAAGCGAUGCAUCAUUAUCCAACCAGAGAAGACAAUUUACUCGUUUGCAACAGUUACAUUGACGCCAGUUACAUGAUCGCAUUUGCCUAUCCUAUCCUGCUCAUAGUCGUUUGCACUGUGUACGCGGUACUUACCAGGAAGAUCCCGGAAGCUUUCAACGAGAGCAAACAUAUCGGUUUCACCAUGUACACCACGUGUGUCAUAUGGCUAGCCUUCGUGCCGUUGUAUUUCGGGACGGGAAACAACGUUGCACUGAGAAUCACCUCUAUGUCAGUCACCAUAAGCCUAUCAGCAUCCGUGACCAUAGCGUGUCUGUUCAGUCCCAAGUUGUACAUCAUUUUAAUACGACCGGAGAGAAACGUGCGCCAAAGUAUGAUGCCGGCUAGAUACAGCACGACGAAAAGUUCAGCAGUCACGGCUACGAAUGCCUCUAGCAUGAUCGCGCCAGUCACGCUGACUGCGGCCACAUGCGAUCAGAAUAAAGCUGUCAAGAAACACAUUAUCACUACCAUCGAUUGCUCUACUCAAAGUGAAUAUUACGAGUUAGAAGUAAAGGAUCAGAAAAAUGGCAAACCACCGCCCACGGUCGUUUCACGAUCGACCCAAACCUCUAACAACAACGACAAGGACUCGAGUGGUGGUGUUGUAACGAGCAAAGACACAAAGGAUAGCAGCACGGCAACGAAACAGCUGAACAACAACUCGAGAAUAGGAAAUGGACCAGUGAAUCAAAGUGACGUUUCCUUAUAG